AUGGGGGAAUGGACCAUUUUGGAGAGGCUGCUGGAGGCGGCUGUCCAGCAGCACUCUACCAUGAUCGGAAGGAUCCUGCUGACGGUGGUGGUGAUUUUCCGUAUUCUAAUAGUAGGCAUAGUGGGCGAGAAGGUGUACGAGGAUGAGCAAAUCAUGUUCAUCUGUAACACCAUGCAGCCCGGCUGCAACCAGGCCUGUUAUGACAAGGCCUUUCCCAUCUCGCACAUCCGCUACUGGGUCUUUCAGAUCAUCUUGGUGUGCACGCCGAGCCUGUGCUUUAUCACAUAUUCUGUUCACCAGUCUGCCAAAGCACGUGACCGAAGCUACUCUCUCCUGCAUCCUUACAUGGAUCACCAUGGUCACGGUCACCACGGUCGCCAUCAUGACCAUCACGCUCGCAAGCUCCACUCUCGCAACAUCAACGGCAUCCUGGUGCACCCUGACAGCAGUAAGGAGGAUCACGACUGCCUGGAGGUAAAGGAGAUCCCCAACGGACCCCGGGGACUCCCUCAAACACACAAGAGCGCAAAAGUGCGACGGCAGGAAGGCAUAUCCCGCUUCUACGUCAUCCAGGUGGUGUUCCGCAACGCGCUGGAGAUCGGCUUCCUGGCCGGGCAGUACUUCCUGUACGGCUUCAACGUGCCAGGGAUGUUUGAGUGUGACCGCUACCCAUGUGUGAAGGAAGUGGAGUGUUAUGUGUCUCGUCCCACAGAAAAGACCGUGUUUCUGGUCUUUAUGUUUGCAGUGAGUGGCAUAUGUGUGCUGCUCAACCUGGCUGAGCUCAACCACCUUGGCUGGAGGAAGAUAAAGACGGCCAUCCGAGGGGUGCAGGCCCGAAGGAAGUCCAUCUGCGAAGUGCGCAAGAAGGAUGUUUCACACCUGUCCCAGGCCCCAAACCUGGGCAGGACCCAGUCCAGUGAGUCAGCCUACGUCUGA
Messenger RNA from Chelmon rostratus (copperband butterflyfish), 936 nucleotides. RefSeq names its product gap junction delta-2 protein-like. The coding region runs from base 1 to 936 and encodes 311 amino acids. The record is from RefSeq and is a predicted model, not a curated record. Gene Ontology annotation, biological process: cell communication. The transcript is spliced from 2 exons. Gene Ontology annotation, cellular component: connexin complex. NCBI's taxonomy places the organism in Eukaryota, Metazoa, Chordata, Actinopteri, Chaetodontiformes, Chaetodontidae.